AUGGAUGAUAUCGAUGAAUUGCAAGCACUGGUUUAUCAACCUGAACCUGCUCAACUCACAGAGCUUCGUUCGUAUUGGGAGUUUGCUGCCAUCUCCCAAUUUAUGAGCUUAUUUGGAAGCGUUAUCAGCAUAGAAGAGUUUGAAACCGAGACGCUCGAGUCUCAGAUGUUGAAUCCAGCCCGAGAUCCUGCGUUGAUCGAAACUAUGGCCAAAAUGAUGCGCAUGGCAACGCUGAAUAGGUUCAUCACCCCCGAGACCUGGCUACACUAUCUCGAUAGAGAGUUUGAUAGAAGGGAAAUCACCGAUCGUCCCAUCAGAGAGGGCGACGACUUCUUUGCUCUACCGAUUCGGAAAAAGGUCGAGCUACUCCACUUCUUGUGUGAGGGUCUCUUUGAUAAUCCAGACCGCAUGCGUGCGCUUCUGAAAGAUGAAGAGGAUGAUGCUGUGGAGUGGAGAGUCGAACCUAUCGGAUAUGAUGCGAAAGGGAACAAGUUUUGGAUGUUUGAUGACAAUCGAUUGUAUAUGGAAGUUACUAACAAGACUGACAAGAGCAAUAAGAAGUCUGGAGAUUCGGCACCUGCACGUCGAGGCAAAGCAGGCUCGUCAUCAAUAACAACAGAUCAACCUCCUAUUAACUCUCGAUCUGGAAAUGGAUCAUGGCAACUAGUAUGUCUGACUCCUGAAGAUUGGCAAACCUUCCCAGACCGAUUCAAGAACUCUAAAGAUCAACAAGAGAAGGCCUUGUAUACCUUCCUCACCGAACAUGCAAUUCCCAUGGUAUUACAGGAUAUCGAAGCUAGAAGGGCCAGGAAGCUUGAAGCUGUAACAAAAAAACGUUCUUCAAGGCUGAAAUUGCUAGAAGAAUCAGAUGCUUUUUAUGAAAUUAAUAGGAAAUCGACGUUGAGGUCGUCUGCUCGCUCAACGACGCCGGGAGGUAGUCGAGGAACCCCCGAAGUGAAGCUUGAAGAGACGCGGUCUGGUCGUAAAGAACUCCGUGAUCGAAAGAUCAAGGAACGGCAAGAGGCCGAAGAAAUGGAGAUCAUCCUGGAGCAACAACGAGCUGCAAUGGAGGCAGAAGAAGCGAAGAGGAAGGUCAAGGAAGAAAUAGACAGAGAAGAAGAACGCAAAGAAAAAGAAAUACAACGAGCUCUUCAGGCUGAACUUCGCAAAGAAGAAAAGCUGAAAAAGCAAAAGGCUCAAGAGGAACGUCAACGCGAAAUUGAUCAACUGUCGAAACUGUCGCCAAAUGCAACUAAACGUAAAACUCGCCAUGAAGUAAAUUAUGCUCAAAAUGGUGAUGAUGAGAAUGUCGUGGAAGCAAGUAGCACUACCAGCACGAGUGCUACCAGUACUGGAAGCAGGCGUAAAUCCCAACCUGUAAAAUCCUUAAAACAACAACCACCCAAACCCUCCGUACCAGCAUAUGCUUUACAAGUAGUAGUGGGAGGAUCUGACGAUACCGCUCCUUCCGACCCUAAUGUGCCAGAGCCGUGGUAUUUUAGCUGUUUGUGUGGUGUGAAAGGGAACAAUCUGGACGAUGGAACUGCUAUGAUUUGUUGCGAGGUUUGUAACGUAUGGUCGCAUCUGGAAUGUAUUGCUGCCCACGGAAACAAGAAACGUGGGCCAGCGAAUCAACUAGACGUGGCAGCAUGGCAAGCUAGCCAAUUCGUGUGUAAUGCCUGCGCUAAGAAGGAGAAAAAGGCAGCAAAGAAUCAUGCAGUAGAUGAAGUUGAAAGCACUCGAAAUCAGGUGCCUUCUGCUUUAUCUCGGUCUGGACGAGCCGUUAAGUUGCCAGGUUGGCUAAGUAAAGAUGCUCCUCAAGCUGGAGAUGUGGAGCUGUCGCCGAAACGUAGUCGCAGCAAGUCCUCUCGAAGCACUCACGGUAUGGAGCCGUCGCCGAAAAAGCUAAAAUCCAAAGUAGACAGAGAAGAAUACGAAUCACCAUCAUCUUCUAGUAUACCUUCUCCUCACGCCGUUAAUGGAUAUUUUGCUGCUGCCUCCAUGCGUCCAGGAUAUAUACAACCUCUCUCUCCGAUGUAUUCAUCGCCCCGUCCCCAACAACCACAAGGACAUAUACAGGCGCCACCUUACACGAACGGUUUUAAUAUGCUUGAACAGCCGUACUACUCGAAUAAUGGUGUUUAUGCAUCACCUCGUCAACGGGAGCAUCUUAUUGACGAGUCACCCUUGGCCUUAUUAUCAACUGUUGCCUUUUCUAGACCCGCUUUACCUGCUCUGGACUCUCCUGUACAGAAUGGAGUCUCGCCAUACAAUCAAUCUGAAGAAACUGUAAAUUUGCCAACUGAAGUCAAUCAUUCUGAUGUACAGCAUGUGUCUGAACUAGUCAAUAGCUCUGUCAGCAGGACGGAUGAGGGGAUCGUCUCAAAGGACAACGGAAAUAUGAUGGACACUAAGGAUAUCCGUAGUAGAGAAGCUCCUGCCGAAAAUGCGGUCAAUGUAAACGGUGUUUUAAAUCAUGCGUUGUUGUAA
Messenger RNA from Synchytrium microbalum, 2490 nucleotides. RefSeq lists its product as uncharacterized. The record is from RefSeq and is a predicted model, not a curated record. The coding region runs from base 1 to 2490 and encodes 829 amino acids. Gene Ontology annotation, cellular component: RSF complex. The transcript has 8 exons. Gene Ontology annotation, biological process: regulation of DNA-templated transcription. Lineage: Eukaryota; Fungi; Chytridiomycota; Chytridiomycetes; Synchytriales; Synchytriaceae.